AUGCAUCACAACGUCGAGAAAGACUUGGUCGCGGAGGUGGAGCAAAUCACGCAGCCAACUCAGAGACUGCGCGGUUAUGUUCCAGACUCAUCUGAGCAGAAGCGGCUCGACCGACGCAUCAAUCUCAAGCUCGAUCUGACUGCUGUUGCCAUGCUGGCCUUGGGCUUCUUGUUCCAAGGCAUCGAUAAGACCAAUAUAGGCAAUGCGGCCACGAGCUCACACUUCAUCAAAGAUGCCGGCCUGCAACCAGACGACGUCCCCAACGCCGUUUCUCUGUUUUCUGCGACGUUCAUUCCUUUCAUGCCGAUCUCAACAGCCAUUGGACGCGUCGUCGGGCCUAAGCGUUGGAUUCCGAUCAUCAUGCUGUGUUGGGGUGGCAUCACCAUGGCUCACGCAGCAAUCUCGCAGCGGACUACCUUGAUUGCCCUUCGGCUGCUUCUCGGUGUGUUCGAAGCGGGUUUCGUGCCUACUGCAUACUACUACAUCUCCACCUUAUUUCCAAUGUAUCACGCCGGCUUUCGUCUGGGUCUGUUUGCAGGCAUGUACGCAUGGGGUGCAGCAUUCGCGAGCCUGAUCGCAUACGGUGUCCUUCAGAUCAACAGCAGCCAGUAUGCUAGCUGGCAGAUUCUGUUCAUCCUCGAAGGCGCAGUCACUCUCGGUCUGGCAGCGCUGACGUAUUUUGUUCUACCUGAACACGUGAGCACGGCGUGGAUGCUGAAUGACGACGAGAGACGGCAUGCGGCCCAGAGGCUGGAGAUCGAUGGUGAGGUCUUCGAUGGCACCGACACUGAAUACGUGGGUCAGGAGCGGAGGAUCACCUCGAGAAACGUCAAGGACGCUUUCACGGACUGGCGUAAGAUCUUGAUGAUUGUCUUUAACAUGUGUGCAACCAUGCCUGUCUACGCAUUCACUACUUUCCUUCCGCUCAUCUUGAAGGGGAUGGGCUACAGUGGUAUACGCAGCAACCUCAUGUCGGUACCUCCAUUUGUCGUUGCUGCCAUCGGCCUCUACGCAGUGGUCUGGGCAUCUGAUCGAAUCCGCCAGCGCGCCUUCCUCAUUGCGGGCUCCAUGUUCGUGGGCGUGAUCGGAAUGAUCGUGCUCAUCUCCAGCCACGACCAGAAACUACGCUAUGGAUUUGCACACGUCGCUCUGAUUGGCGCAGGCACAUCAAAUCCCCUCGUCGCCGCUUGGAUCACGGAUAACACGCCAGAAAAAGCCACGCGAGCCGUCAUCUUUGGCUUCUACGCUAUCAGCAAUUUGGGCGGGAUCAUCGCCGGUCAAGUAUACAAGGCGAAGUACGCUCCUACCUACAACGUGAGCCUCAUGGCGACAAUGAUCGUGGUCUGCGUUGGCAUCGCCGGGAUGCUGGGACUGAGGUAUUGCUUUGUCUGGGAGAACAAGAAGAGGCAACGACUUAUGGAGAGCUGGACUGAGGGAGACUGGCGUCAUGAACGAGCUGAUCCAAAGCGAAGAGGAGAAAGAAAGCGCUUUUUCAUCUACGGACUGUGA
Messenger RNA from Cyphellophora attinorum, 1509 nucleotides. Its product is annotated as putative transporter. Gene Ontology annotation, biological process: transmembrane transport. Gene Ontology annotation, molecular function: transmembrane transporter activity. The transcript has 7 exons. Gene Ontology annotation, cellular component: membrane. NCBI's taxonomy places the organism in Eukaryota, Fungi, Ascomycota, Eurotiomycetes, Chaetothyriales, Cyphellophoraceae. The record is from RefSeq and is a predicted model, not a curated record. Bases 1 to 1509 code for a protein of 502 amino acids.